Molecule: messenger RNA, 2315 nt
Organism: Tachyglossus aculeatus (Australian echidna)
Lineage: Eukaryota; Metazoa; Chordata; Mammalia; Monotremata; Tachyglossidae
Gene: LRCH4
Product: leucine rich repeats and calponin homology domain containing 4
Exons: 18
Coding region: 1-2133 (710 amino acids)
Molecular function (GO): protein binding
Source: RefSeq, a predicted model, not a curated record
AUGGCGGAGGGCGGCGCGGAGGAGGAGGCGGCGGCGGCGGCGGGGGCUCCGCGUCGGGCGGGUCCGGCGGGGCUGCCCGGGCACCGCAGCGCGGAGCGCGCCCUGGAGGAGGCGGUGUCCACCGGCAGCCUCAACCUCUCCAACCGGCGCCUGAAGCAGUUCCCCCGCGGGGCGGCCCAACAGUUCGACCUGUCCGACAUCACCCACGCAGACCUGUCCCGAAACCGGUUUCCCGAGGUGCCCGAGGCGGUUUGCCAGCUGGUCUCCCUGGAGGGCCUGAGCCUAUAUCAUAACUGUCUGCGGUGCCUGAAUCCCGGGCUGGGCAACCUCUCCGCCCUCACCUACCUCAACCUCAGCCGGAACCAGCUGUCGUCGCUGCCACCGUACGUGUGCCGCCUGCCCCUCCGCGUCCUCAUCGUCAGCAACAACAAGCUGGGGGCCUUGCCCUCCGAGCUGGGCGCCCUGGCCGGCCUGCGCCAGCUGGAUGUGAGCAGUAACGAGCUGAAGGCCUUGCCCCCGCAACUGAGCGGCCUCGAGGCCCUGCGGGACCUGAACGUCCGGCGGAACCACCUCAGUGCCCUCCCCGAUGAGCUGGGGGACCUACCCCUGGUGCGCCUCGAUUUCUCCUGCAACCGGGUGGUCCGCAUCCCCGCCUCCUUCCGCCGCCUGCGUCACCUGCAGGCCAUCCUGCUGGACAGCAACCCGCUGCAGAGUCCCCCGGCCCAGAUCUGCCUGAAGGGGAAAUUCCACAUCUUCAAAUACCUGUGUACCCAGGCCGGGGGAGGUCGGGGGGACCCCGGGCUGGGGGAAUUGGAGCCCGCCCCCCCGUCCUCUGGCUUCAGCCCCUGCCCGGCCGAAGAACCGUUCCCCGGACGGCCCAGCGGAGGACUGGAUUCCGGCUUUCACAGCGUCGACAGUGGCAGCAAACGGUGGUCGGGGAAUGAGUCGACGGACGAGUUUUCCGAAUUGUCGUUCCGGAUCUCGGAGCUGGCACGGGAGCGCCGCGGGCCCCCCGAGCGCAGGGAGAACGGGGCUGGCGAUGGGCACUCUGAGCGGGUAGACUUCAUCGACAGCAACGAGGAGGAAGAGGAGGAGGAUCAGGAGGACCGCUCACCGCCCAAGGAGCAGCGGGAGGAGGAGCAGAGCUCCCUCGGCAAGAGGGAGGCAGAGAGAGAGGAGAGGAGGCGCCUUCCACCCCCAACGACCAGGCGGGAGGACCCGGCGGGGGAGGAGCGGCGUCGGCCGGACACCCUCCAGCUGUGGCAGGAGCGGGAGCGGAGGCAGCGGGAGCAACAGCAGCAAGGGACGCCGCGGGGACCGCCGCUCAAGAGGGACAGUUUCCGGAAGGCCACGAGCGGAGCCCCCGGGGGCAGUGCCAGCAGCCCGGCCACCCACAACGGUCCCCCCGAGGGCAGUGCCCCUCCGCCCGGAACCUCUGCGGUGCUCCCGUCCCCCGAUCCGCUCCCCUCCGCGGGGCCAGCCUCGGCCCCGUCCCCCAGGCCCCCCGGCUCCAUCCAGAGGCCCAACAGCUUCCUGUUCCGUUCCUCUUCCCAGAACUGCCUCCAGCCCGGGAGCCCCGGGGCCCUCCCACCCAGUCCGACCUCCCCCGACUCCUGCUCCUCCUCCUCUUCCUCCUCCUCCGGCCUGAGAUCCCGGCGCCCGCUCCCAACCCUGGAUGAGAGAGAGACCACAUCCCAGCUCCGCCAGGUGCUGGAGUCGCGGCUGCAGGAGUCGGUGCCCGGGGACCUGGGCGAGGCCCUGGCCAACGGGGUCCUGCUGUGCCAGCUCGCCAACAAGCUGCGGCCCCGCGUCGUGCCUUUCAUCUACGUGCCCUCGCCCGCCGUGCCAAAGCUCAGCGCCCUCAAAUGCCGCAAGAACAUAGACAGCUUCCUCGAGGCCUGUCGGAAGAUGGGACUGCCCGAGGCCGAACUGUGCCCAGCCUCCGACCUCCUCCGGGGCAGCGCCCGCGGCCUGCGCACGGCCCUGGACGUCUCGCGGAGGGCGCUGGGGGCGGGGGACCCCGGCCCGCCCCCGCCCGGGCCCGCCCCCGCCGACCUGGCCGGCUUCGCCCUGUUCUACGUCGCCCUUAUGCUGCUGCUCUAUGUGGCCUACGCGCGGCUCGUCGGCCCCUAGGACCCCCGCCCCGGGACGCCGGGACCCCCCCCCUCACACACACACUGUGCCUAUUUAUAAGCCUUCCCCUUCUUCCCCGUGGCCGGGCCAGCUUGCCGGACCAGAGGUGCCUUCAAUCCCCGGGCCGGAGCCCCAUCCUUGGCUGUCCGUGUCCACCCCCACGCCGCUGACCUCACAGCCCG